Molecule: messenger RNA, 3366 nt
Organism: Thermothelomyces thermophilus ATCC 42464
Lineage: Eukaryota; Fungi; Ascomycota; Sordariomycetes; Sordariales; Chaetomiaceae
Product: glycosyltransferase family 4 protein
Exons: 7
Coding region: 1073-3178 (701 amino acids)
Molecular function (GO): glycosyltransferase activity
Source: RefSeq, a predicted model, not a curated record
AGCCAUAAUAUAACAGCAGUUUGCCGGUUCUUAUUAAGAGGACACUGGCCAUCGUUGGAAACCCAGCUGUAUAAGUAGGAGAUCAACAACAAACCCGUCUCUCCUGUGUGACAUCGUCCAUAUCUGGAAGCAUCAAGUAGAUGCCAUUACCCAAAGAACCCCCGAGCCGAAAUCGCCCACGGCCACGAUUUGGCCCAGAUUCCGGAACUCUGCUGUGGAACGAAUCGGGAAGCACCCGACCGGUCAUCACAUCUCCAUUUGUAUUGGAGCGUCUUCACCGCCGCCCGUGUGCUCAGUGAACACUUGAGUGACCUAGAAGGGAGAGGGGAGUCCAUUUAGACACGGAAAUUACGGAAAAGUGAGUGAAAUCAUGAGCGACAGAUCAACGGAGGAGGGCGUUGAGGAAGUCGCUGGGCAGGAGCGGCCCAGAGUCGAGAGCAACGCGCUAGCGAGCGAGUCCCAGCGGCAAGCGCACUCGCACUCGCACCCAAUUCCGCAUUCAGACCCGCACAUGCUGCAUCCGCAGCAGGGCGGCGACCUGCUUCACCGACUGGAAGCACGCGGCUCCCCGCGAGAAGCUACUGCCAAGUCAGACCAGCGCCACCAUCUUAGCACGCCGACCACCCACCCCGAAGUCGUCUCGGAACCCCGCCACCAGGAUCACAACCAAAGCCAAAGCCAGAUUAGGGGUCUUUUCCACCACGCCAACAAUGCUCCCAUCCCUUCCCAGCCCCGCCAGCACUCCGAGAAGCACCCCUCCCCAUCGGAUGUUUCCAUUUCAAUAUCUCCCCCCACUUCUGCCGACCCACUCUUACCCUCAAGUCCCAACACUCCCUCGUCGACUACACGCAGCCUGACUCGAGCUCAGGCACCGCUAGCUCCAGGAGCGAAAAGUAUAAGCGAAUCUUCAUCCAGUCGCUCAAGUACUCCCCGCCCGCGACUUGUUGAUCACGAUCCCAUCCGAUCUCUUGCCAGCGGCGAACCAUCACCAACAUCAAGCGGCAACGCUACGCCGACUGAACACCGAUUCCAUCUCCAUCUGAAGGGUAUUCGGCCCCUCGCCCAAGCAAUCAUGGCAUUUGAGAAGGCUCGCAAGUUCUCCACGGGCACCUCGGUGCACCGUAAGCGCCAGAUGAGCACUCUGGUCGAACAGCAAGGUCAAUUCGGCCCUUCGCUCACGACGCUCUACCUGGGUAUCUCGGCCGUCUUUGCCGAUGACCACACUGCGGUGGUAGCCCUGGCGAUCCACGACACCGUUUACUUGGUGGACUUCUCGGUCAAGCACAUCAUCCUGGAUGAUGCCAUGAAAAUGGGUGCCGAUCUCAUUGCCGACUAUGUCAUCUCCGAAGUUGAAAAAUACGAGCACGAGAACUUCUCAAAGUUCGUCGGUGCCGGUCUCCCGACGACGCUCAAGUACAUGAGCCCGACGUUGUGCUCUCGACUCUGGCUCGAGCUGGACAUUGUGCCGAUCGUCUUGCGCCCCGAUGACGAGCACAAAGAGAAGUCGUUCUGGGAUGUCAAGCGCGUCGAUGAACAGGCCGAUUCCAUGGCGAGGAAGUGUAUUAUGAACUUUGGCCCGUCGCUCGUCCCCCUCCUCCAGGUUGGCUGGCGGGGUGUAGUCCAAACCGACGCUGGCUUCCGCGCCCACCUGACCACGGUUCAAAACCACAAGGACACCUGCGGGCAUGCUACAUGGGAGACCAUGUUGACCUUUGCCAAGAAGCUCAGGGGCAACAAGACGAAGAUUGCUUUCUUCAGCGCGACGCCGCAGGGUGGUGGUGUCGCGCUCAUGCGUCACGCAUUGGUGCGGUUUGCGCGUCUCAUGGGCGUCGACCUGACUUGGUAUGUUCCCAAGCCGCGACCUGGUGUGUUUCGCAUCACCAAGAACAUUCACAACAUUCUCCAGGGUGUCAGCCACCCGGAUCAGCGCAUCUCGGCCGAGGAGAAGCAGGCCGUUACCGAUUGGAUCGCCGAGAACGCAGGGCGCUACUGGUUUUCCGAGGGUGGCCCGCUGUGCUCGCCCGCCGAUGGCGGUGCUGACGUUGUGAUUAUUGAUGACCCGCAAAUGCCAGGUCUCAUCCCACUGAUCAAGAAGGUGACACCGGACCGGCCGGUUCUGUAUCGAUCCCACAUUCAGAUUCGGAGCGACCUCGUCGCCAAGCCUGGCACGCCCCAGGCUGACAUUUGGGACUUCCUCUGGAGCAACAUUCAGGGUUGCGACAUGUUCAUCAGCCAUCCAAUCCCUCAAUUCGUCCCCCACACGGUGCCCCGCGAAAAGGUGGUCUACUUGCCCGCCACCACCGAUUGGCUGGAUGGUCUGAACAAGCCUCUCAGCUCGUGGGCUUCGGGUUACUACGGCCACAUUUACAAUAUCGCUUGCCAUUCUCAGCGCAUGACCGAGCUCAAUUAUCCCGCUCGCAAGUACAUCAUCCAGAUUGCCCGGUUUGAUCCCUCCAAGGGAAUCCCCACCGUGAUUGACUCGUACGCCGAGUUCCGGCGGCGCUUAGAGAAGGCCGGCAUCACCGAUGUCCCCCAGCUUGUGGUCUGCGGCAAUGGGUCGGUCGACGAUCCCGACGCCAGCAUUAUCUACGACCAGACCAUGAGCCAGCUCGAGACGUACUACCCUGACUUGCUCAGCGACGUCAGCGUCAUGCGUCUCGAACCCAACGAUCAGCUAAUCAACACCCUCCUAGCUAAUGCCCACGUGGUCCUUCAGCUCUCCACCCGCGAAGGGUUCGAGGUGAAGGUCUCGGAGGCCCUGCAUGCCGGCCGUCCCGUCAUCGUCACCAACACGGGAGGCAUCCCUUUGCAGGUCAAGGACAAGGUCAAUGGCUUCCUGGUCGCGCCUGGCGAUUGGAAGGCAGUGGCUACCCACCUGGUGGAGUUGUUCACGGACGAUGAGCUAUGGAAGAAGAUGAGCCAUGCAGCGCGCACAGGCGUUUCGGACGAGGUAGGAACCGUCGGCAACGCUCUCAGCUGGUUCUAUCUUGCCUCCAAAUGGAGCGAGGUCGGCGUCGAGAAGCACGGCAAGGGCGGCCUCAUGGGCAACGAGCGCUGGGUCAACGACAUGGCGCGCGAGGAGGCCGGGUUCCCGUAUGCCGAGGGCGAGAACCGGCUGCCCAGGCACUUUACGCAGACCAAGGAUGUGCCCGUUCACCCGAAGCCUGAAGGUGCUUAGGAAUCCAACAUUAGACCCGGGACGAAGACCUAAUGGUGAGGCAAAGCUGGAAGGAUGCUAUCAGGAGUAACUCGUGACGAGUCUCUUUGCGAUGGUAUUUCUACACUGUCUACAUAGAAGGUUGGACAUCCGGGUGGCUUAGAAAAGGACGUGGUGAGAGGAGUGGCGGUUGAGAGGAGCAAUGCCCU